AUGGCUUCGUAUUCGAGGAACAUAGCACGCCUCAAUCAACUAAAACUCUCCAACGGGGCUUCCAAACAUGCCAACUUCCCCACGCCCCGGGCUCGGCCACAACUCAACAAUGGCCCGGCUUUUUUUUGCAGCCCGCAAGUCCCUCGGCGCGGCUUCAUCCUCUCGCCUCGGCGUCACCGGGCGAAAGAGCGCGCCACCAAGAUCAUAUCGGUGACGCUCACCAGCGCGUUGCUUGCCCUCUGGCUAUACCCGGCUGAUGCCUUGCAGCAGCAAACCCACGACGACAAAGUCACCUCUAUCCCGAGCAAGACGGGUGAAGGGAAAGAAGGCGGAGAGGACCAAAGCGCGUGGGACAAGUUCACCCGAAGCUUUAGCUCCCUCUCGUUUGUCCCUUCUACAGACGGGCUGUCAGAAAAGGUGGUCGGGAUGAUCAUGCCAGAGUGGGCCAAAUACAUACCCGGCUACGUCCGGAAGCUCCAGCGAGAGCUGAAUAUGGCCCCGGGCUCUCUCGCGGCCGAGAUCUGGGCCGACGCCAGGGACCCCUUCACACACCCAGAGAUUGAAUACGCGGCCAAGGUGCGGGUGUCGGGAGAACUAUGCGACGAGGAGAAGACGUUUCUGGACCGACGGCGGAAAAUGAUUGUGCCUGCGUUGGCCCGGUUUCUAGGGGUUGACGAGAAAGACAUCCACCCCGACGACAUCCCCACGAUCGCCAUGUGCGGUUCAGGUGGUGGGCUGAGGGCGUUGGUGGCAGGUACAGGCUCGUUCCUCGCCACGGCUGAGGACGGGUUGUUUGACUGCGCAACCUACAUCUCGGGAGUCAGCGGGUCGUGCUGGCUGCAGUCGCUCUACUACUCCUCUGUUACGGGAGCCAACUUCCAAAACGGCAUUAACCAUUUGAAAGCGCGGCUCGGUACCCACAUCGCCUACCCGCCGGUGGCCUUCACAGCACUGACAUCGUCGCCCACGAACAAAUACUUGCUGAGCGGGUUGGUGGAAAAGCUCAAGGGCGACCCCACGUCCCAAGUUGGUCUCGUCGACGUCUACGGGAUGCUCUUGGCGGCCAGGCUGUUGAUACCCAAAGGCGAGUUGGGUGUCAACGAGAAAGACUUCAAGCUGUCGAACCAGCGGGAAUACAUGAAGUACGGGCAGAACCCGCUUCCCAUCUACACCGCUGUGCGACACGAGAUCCCGGAGCUCGAUUCGCCCGAUUACGGCGGCCCGGGGUCGCUCACCGAAGAAGCCAAGGACAGAGCCAAGCGGGAAGCGUGGUUCCAGUGGUUUGAAACGACCCCGUAUGAGUUCUUUUGCGAGGAGUUCUCCGCCGGCAUUCCGACCUGGGCCUUGGGCCGCAAGUUCAAGAAUGGCGCCGACGUGCCCUCGGAGUCGGGGUUUCGCCUACCUGAGACCCGCAUGCCCAUCCACUUGGGUAUCUGGGGAAGCGCUUUCUGUGCUACGUUAAGCCACUACUACCGGGAGAUCCGGCCAAUUGUCCAAAGUCUGACUGGCUUCCAAUCGGUGGACGACCUCAUCUGGGGCUACAACAAGGAUCUCAUCAAGGUGCACCCGAUCGAGCCAGCGAACGUCCCCAAUUUUGUCCACGGCAUGUACGGCCAGCUACCCGGCACCGUGCCCCAGGGUGUCUACGACAGCGAGUACCUCCAGCUCAUGGACGCGGGCAUGUCCAACAACCUCCCGAUCUACCCUUUACUCCGUCCCGGCCGGAACGUGGAUAUCGUCGUAGCGUUUGACGCCUCGGCGGAUAUCAAGACCGACAACUGGCUCUCCGUGGUCGAAGGUUACGCCCGCCAGCGCAACAUCAAAGGCUGGCCGGUCGGCGCAGGCUGGCCUAAGCCCGAGUCCUCACCCUCCGUCACUGCCUCAGAACUUGAAAAAGCCCAGGCCCACUCCGCCGGCGAAGCCGAACACAAAAUCGCCCAAGCCAAAGCCAAGCAAGCGGCAUCCGAACACACUGACUCUUCCCAACCCGACAACUCCAAAAACCCCCAACCCAUCCCCGAUCAACCCCCUCCAACCCCGCCCGGUGGCCGUCCCAUCCACCCGGAAACCAAAUCCUCUCAACAACCCUCCAGCCUCGGCUACUGCACCGUCUGGGUCGGCACCACACAAGAACGAUCCACGACCGAACCACCACCCCCGCCCGUCGACGAUACCAGCACCUGGCGCCUGAUGGACCCCCACGCGGGCAUCACCGUGGUCUACCUCCCGCUACUAGCGAACGAGAAAGCCGUGCCGGGCGUCGACGUUGCGGCAAGCGAGUACAUGAGCACGUGGAAUUUCGUGUACCGGCCGGAGCAGAUCGAUGAAGUGAUUGCGCUGGCGCGGGCGAAUUAUGCCGAGGGCAAGGAACGGAUACGGGCGACGGUGCGGGCGGUGUAUGAGCGGAAGCGGAAGGGGAGGGUGGAGAGGGAAGGAUGGGAAAGGGGGGAGAAGUGGAGGCGGAAGAUGAAGCGGGAGGGGGAUCCUUUUAGUUAG
Dichotomopilus funicola is the source of this 2496-nucleotide messenger RNA. RefSeq names its product acyl transferase/acyl hydrolase/lysophospholipase. The transcript is spliced from 2 exons. Gene Ontology annotation, cellular component: cytosol. NCBI's taxonomy places the organism in Eukaryota, Fungi, Ascomycota, Sordariomycetes, Sordariales, Chaetomiaceae. Gene Ontology annotation, molecular function: A2-type glycerophospholipase activity. The record is from RefSeq and is a predicted model, not a curated record. The coding region runs from base 1 to 2496 and encodes 831 amino acids. Gene Ontology annotation, biological process: glycerophospholipid catabolic process.